GUUCUGAUCGUGAGCUAAAUAUAGAUGCGACGCGUACGACCACGGCCAAGUCAUCUUUGCAUUUUUCGAGCUCUCUACUGUAUGCAGAUGCGAUCCAAUCGCUCGGAGGAGGACGUGUAAUCACCGAGUCGGUUCGUGCCGAGCGAGUUUUAGACUUGGAGGACGAGACACACGCGGAUCCGAGUUGGCCAAUGGGAAUGCCGAGCUUAGUCAUCGCACGUAAGCCCAUUCAGGCGCGACCUGUAAAUCCCUCAUCUCACUGUCGCACUCCUUUCUCCUCACCCAUGUCGUCGUCUCCGCCUGCUGAGGCGACCGUGAACGAUGAAUACGCAAAGAGGGGCGUGUUGGGCAAGAUAUGGCAUCCACGACCCAAGCCGCCCGGCUUUGCAGAAGGAAAAGUCAUCCCAGAAGUCUCUGCCUCUCGUCCACUUGAAGUUGCAGACCUUUGGGAGUUGGACGAUGCUCGUCGGUCAGAUCAUAUCUCUCCCAUUCUCGAACACAACUUUUACGUGCGGUGUCCUCCUGAAAAACGGCCCCGCCAUCUCCAAGAACAAGACGUCUUUACGCCGGGCAAGGAAAAGGAAAAGCAACCCGACCUAUCCGCUCCUAAUGGAGAUGAGGGGGAUGUGGAGGCGCAGAAACCGUUAACCAAGGAAGAGGAGAAGAGGAGAAAGAAGAUGUAUGACGAGUCUCUUGUGUGGGCCCUCGAAAAGACGUUUCGGUACAAUUUCUGGAUGGGUGGUAUCUUACAGUUGAUUGGAGAGGCUUACUUGCACGCUCGAUAUCCCGUUCUCUACCCCAAAGGUCCUUCUAUCGGAAAGGGAAUCGGUCUCGCCAUCGGUCUAUUCGCCAUGCAGG
Molecule: messenger RNA, 858 nt
Organism: Acaulospora colombiana
Lineage: Eukaryota; Fungi; Glomeromycota; Glomeromycetes; Diversisporales; Acaulosporaceae
Source: the annotation of a GenBank genome assembly